AUGGGGUCGGCAACCACUCUUUAUGGCGACCGCGAUCCUGCGAACACCAAGUCCAAGCAUAAACCGAUCUCCUCGUCGACUUCGCUCGCUUUCACCAGUAACCUCUCUUCCCUCAUUGCGUCCUCGAAAACCAAGUCCUCUGAACAACAACCGGCGUCAAAAGUCAACAAACGCGUGCCAUCCCCCGCACCCAAAGCGUCUCUCUUCACAGCCCAUCGUGAGGCAAAGGAGUCCAAAAAAAGGACCCGAGAUGAUGAGCAAGAACACAAGACCUCACGCGAUGUGGGUCGUACUGAUGAGUCCGACCUCGCGCGUAGCAAACGCAAGAUGCUUGAGAAAACUCGUCUUUACAAUGCAAUGAAGCGUGGCGAGUAUAUUGGCCGGGAUGAUUACGACGAACGCGGCCUUGUGGACUUUGACAAGAAAUGGGCGGAUACACAAGGGAAAGCGUCACAGUCCGAUGAUGUGGACAGUGAUAGCGAUGACGGUGGAUCAGAAUCUGAAAGCGGACGGGCAAAGGCUGAAGAGGACAAAGCGCAGUGGACAGAUGAGUUUGGCCGCCUCCGCACGGGCACGGCGCAGGAGAAGCGGCGUUUUGAGCGGUCGCAGCGUAUCGCCUCAGCCGCAGAAGCUGCUUUCGAGGAUGCAAAAGCACGACCGGCAGCCCCGGAGAACAUCAUCUUUGGAGAUACGGUACAGACACAUGCCUUCAAUCCCGACACCGUCAUCCAGGAGCGCAUGGCAGAGCUUGCAGCGAAGCGGGACAAAGAAGCUACGCCGCCUCCCGAUAGCCAUUACGACGGAAAAGCAGAGGUGAGGACCAAGGGCACUGGCUUCUUCGCAUUCUCGAAGGACGAGGAGGCACGGAAGAAGGAAAUGGAGGCAUUGGAGCAGGAGCGAGCAGAGACGGAAAGAAAGAGGAAGGAGAGGGAUGGCGUAAAAGAAGGCCGGAAACGAGAGAUUGAAGCAAGGAGGAAGGCCAUUCAGGAGAGAAGGAGCAGGAAGGAGGCUGAUGUCUUCUUGGAUGGGCUUGAGAUUCCUGAUGUGGGGGGGGGAUUGGGGGAUGACCGGGACCCGGUUGAUGACGGUGAGCGUUCAGCAGCAACAGGGUCAUAA
Molecule: messenger RNA, 1116 nt
Organism: Cyphellophora europaea CBS 101466
Lineage: Eukaryota; Fungi; Ascomycota; Eurotiomycetes; Chaetothyriales; Cyphellophoraceae
Exons: 1
Coding region: 1-1116 (371 amino acids)
Cellular component (GO): nucleus
Source: RefSeq, a predicted model, not a curated record